Messenger RNA from Raphanus sativus (radish), 863 nucleotides. Its product is annotated as CDPK-related kinase 6. The transcript is spliced from 5 exons. The record is from RefSeq and is a predicted model, not a curated record. Bases 146 to 568 code for a protein of 140 amino acids. NCBI's taxonomy places the organism in Eukaryota, Viridiplantae, Streptophyta, Magnoliopsida, Brassicales, Brassicaceae.
UGAAAACCCUGGUUUGCUUCUUGAUUUUUCGAUAUACAAAUUGGUGAGGUCUUAUAUUCGUGCUUCGCCUUUCAGAAGAGCAGCACUUAAGUCUCUAUCCAAAGCUAUACCAGAAGAAGAACUCGUGUUCCUUAAAGCACAGUUCAUGCUCCUGGAACCAGAAGAUGGAGCCUUGUAUCUUCGCAAUUUCACUACGGCUUUGACAAGAUAUGCUACGGAUGCUAUGAUCGAAUCUAGGCUUCCUGACAUUUUAAACUUGAUGCAACCCUUAGCACAUAGGAAACUUGAUUUUGAAGAGUUUUGUGCGGCUGCGGUUAGCGUUUAUCAACUAGAGGCUCUUGAAGAAUGGGAACAGAUCGCAGCUAUAGCGUUUGACGACUUCGAACGUGCAGGAAGCAGAGCCAUCUCUGUCCAAGAACUCGCUGAGGAGAUGAGUUUGGGACCAAAUGCGCAUCCUCUGCUCAAGGACUGGAUCCGGAGUUCUGAUGGAAAGCUGAGUUUCUUGGGAUAUGCAAAGUUCUUGCACGGUGUGACUGUUCGAAGCUCGAGCUCGAGACCUACUAGGUGACUUCUAACUUUUGCAAAUUCAAACCUAAACAUACUGUUGUUUCAAGACAAAACAAACAUGAACUGGAAACAAAAGGGUACCGUACCUCUUUUGUAUUGAGCUUUUUGUUUUCAAGAGGAAACAUUCCAAAAUCAAAAACCAAGCAAUGUGUUUUUUCUGUUAACUUUUUUUCUAUUUAAUUUCCGGAUUGUAUAGAAAGAACUGGAUGGGUUGUUGUUGUUCGGUUCUGAUUUUGUUUCCUUGAUAUUGGAGGUGUAAUAAAUCAACGGUUUAGAUACAAUACAACUUUUAUGCU